Molecule: messenger RNA, 6380 nt
Organism: Oncorhynchus kisutch (coho salmon)
Lineage: Eukaryota; Metazoa; Chordata; Actinopteri; Salmoniformes; Salmonidae
Product: sodium bicarbonate transporter-like protein 11
Exons: 20
Coding region: 149-2746 (865 amino acids)
Biological process (GO): monoatomic anion transport; transmembrane transport; monoatomic ion homeostasis
Cellular component (GO): basolateral plasma membrane; plasma membrane
Molecular function (GO): solute:inorganic anion antiporter activity
Source: RefSeq, a predicted model, not a curated record
GUAACCACUCAUGCUACACAUCCCACAAAGCCUUACGAGUCUCUGUCACACCGUCUCAUAGCUUCACAUAGCAUUUACGGUCUGUGUCCAGCAACCUCUGACUCUGAAGUGACUGACAAAACGACAAAACAACAACCUUGACGGUGAGAUGAAAACUGAGAAGGAGCCGGGGGUCGUACUCAUCACAGCGAAUAGUGUUUUGGAAGAGGCUCCAUCAUCUGGGAGGUCAAAGAAUGGAUAUGUUUUCCAGGAGAUGGAGUUGCGAGACGUGGAGCGGGAGGAAUGUGUUGAGGGCAAAGUGGGGAACCAUGACAAUACACCUAAGGACCACCAUGACAUUCCGAUCCAAACAGGGAUUUCAGUUCCAGAUGACCCUGGGGAUGACCCUGGGUUUGGGCUCCUGAACACAUCAAGAAAAUAUGUGAAGCCGAUGAACUUCCAGGAGGAAGUGCGCGGCCACCGGGACCUAGAUGGCUUCCUGGCCCAGGCCAGUAUCCUAUUGGAUGAUAAGGCAACCACUCUAGACGAGGUGCUAAGGUGCAUGCUGACCCAUGUAACGGAAGACGGCCACGGGGGCUGUGACAUGGACGAGGUCAUGAACACUGUGUUCACAGACACAGGAGGAGAUGAGGACAAUGUGCAAUUGUUGUCCGAGACCAUUCAGGGUGUGACUGCUUCUGCCACUGGAGUCCGCUACCAGCAGUCCUGGCUCUGUGUCCUAUGCAAUGUGAAGAGCCUCCAGAGACGCCACGUCUGCAUCGCCCGUCUGGAGAGACCACAGAACUGGGGAGCAAACUGUUGUGAGGCUCGAUAUGUCAUCCUCAUUCUCUCCCCACCUAGAACGAAAAGCACCAAGACAGCUAUCGAGCUGGGCCGCACAUUCGCCACCAUGUUCUCAGACAUCUCCUUCAGACAGAAACUGCUAGACGCCAAGACCCAGGAGGAGUUCAAACAAGAGCUGGUGCACCAGCGUCAUCAUCUCUCCAUAGUCAAUGAGAAACCAGCUACAGAGAAGCAGAUGAUCCAUGCAGAAACGGACCCACGCAGCAAAAAAACACUAAAAUGUGCAGAUUUCUUUAAAGUUGGCCGAGGUAUCUAUGAGGAUCUUCGUCGGCGACUACCACUCUAUCCCUCAGACUUCACAGACGGUAUGUAUGGCAAAGACCGCUCCUGGCUGAAGUACACCACCACCGCCAUCUUCCUGUACAUUGCAAUUCUACUUCCUAACAUCGCCUUUGGUUCGCUGAAUGAUGAGAGCACGCGGGGAGAGAUAGAUGUCCGGAAAGUCAUCGUUGGCCAGAGCAUCGGAGGAGUGAUCUACUCUCUGUUUGCUGGUGCUCCUUUGGUUAUCCCACUGACUACUGCACCCCUGGCCAUCUUUAUUAGCGUGAUCCGGGGAAUCUGUGAUGACUACGAUUUGGACUUCCCUGCCUUCUAUGCCUGCAUCGGCUUGUGGAACAGCUUCUUUCUCAUCCUGGGAGCACUUUUGAAUGUCAGUCUGUUCAUGAAGCUCUUCAAACGCUCAUCAGAGGAAAUCAUAGCCCUGUUCAUUUCAAUAGCCUUUGUUGGGGACUCGGUGAAAGGCACUGUCAAAAUCUUUAAUUACUUCUACCACGGGCCCACGCUGGCAACCAAUAAUAGCACUCGGGUGCUUCUAGAGAUCAUGGAGUUAAUGGAGAAGGCUGCAAAUGCAACAGAGAGGCUGGGGAGUAGGACCAGCGAUGGGGCCCCUGUGGUGAAGCAUGUCACGCAUGUGUUUCUGCCCGAGUCUCUGGUCCUGUGUACCAGGGAGAGGCCUAUCCUCUGUCUCCUGCUCAUGCUGGGGACUCUGUGGUUGGGGUAUGCCCUCUACCAGCUGAGAAGGAGUCCUUAUCUGCAUGCCAAAGUGAGAGAGGUGGUGUCCGACUGUGCCUUACCCAUCGCUGUCGUUAUAUUCUCCUUCAUUGGUUCCUUCCUUUUCCUUGAUGUAGAGCUUCCUGUGUUCAACUUCCACAACGGGAAGAUCUUCAGGCUGGCCCAGUUUGACAAGCUGACGGGCAUGAACUGUCUGAGCGCUGUAGGCUUAGGCUUCCUCCUGGCGCUGCUCAUCUUCAUCGACCAGAAUAUUGUCAUAUCACUCACCCACGUCCCCGAAGCAAAGUUGUUGAAGGGAACUGCAUUCCACUGGGACCUGAUGCUGACCGGCUUCAUCAACAUCCUCAUGUCGUGUCUGGGUUUGCCGUGGAUGCACGCCGCAUUCCCACACUCCUCCUUGCACGCACGUCAGCUGGCCAAGGUGGAGCUGCACGUGGAGGGGGGACACCUCUAUGAAACCAUUGUCAAUGUGAAGGAGACGCGGAUCACGGCUCUGACGGCUAACAUCCUGAUCGGCCUGUCAGUGUUCUUGUUACCCAUCCCUCUGCAGUGGAUCCCCAAGCCUGUCCUCUACGGCCUUUUCCUCUACAUAGCAGCCACCUCCCUCGACGGCAACCAGAUGUUUGACCGCAUGCUCCUCCUCCUCAAAGAACAGACUUCCUACCCUCCCACCCACUACAUUCGGAGGGUGCCCCAGAAGAAGGUGCACUUCUUCACAGCCCUGCAGAUACUGCAGUUGAUCAUCCUGUGUGCAUUUGGCAUGUACCCUCUGCCCUAUAUUAAGAUGAUCUUCCCCUUCUUGAUGAUCCUGCUCAUUCCCAUCAGGACUAACCUGCUGCCAAGGGUAAUUGAGGCGAAGUAUCUGGACAUCAUGGAUUCUCAGCACAUGUAGACAGACGGAGGGAGAACUCUGAAAGGACUGAUACCAAGGCCUUGAUUCAAUUUGUAGCGUUGAAGACCUGCGCUAAAGCUCAAUAGAAAUUUAAAGAUAAUGUUCCCGCAUUUGCGGAGAAUCGCACUACAGUGCAAAUCUUCAGCUCUAUGAAUUGAUUUGAGCCCCCUAAAAUACAAAAUCUAUUUUGUAAACUGGGUCAAAGACGUAUAAGGUUUUCAAAGAAGCAAAAAAAUAAAACAGCAAUUACAAUUCCCUUCAAAUCCUUUUUAUGUUCAUUGGAGUGUCAUAUAUGCCCUUAUAUUAGUUAUAUUCAAGAAUAAAGCCAAUAAAAAAAAUGUGAUUCAUAUGAAUGUACCCUAGUAAAAUGUAAGUGUUAAAAAAAUUAAUGUAUGCCCAUUUUUCAUAAUCCCAAGGUUAUAUUCAUGCUUAGACUGGCAGAAAUAUAACUACCCAGAAAAAAUGACCAUUAUUUUAUUUUGAAUACCACAUAUUUUAUGUGUCACAGGUACAACUCAAAAUCUAUUGAAGGUCUUUUACAAAAACUUCCUGCCUUACACUGAAAAAAAUUGUAAAAUCGCCGAAAAUAUCUUUCACUUCAUCCUUUGAGAUUUGUUUUUAUCUAUCUGAGUCAACAAAACAAAGUUAUUGCAUUUUAAUAUAAAAUACUGGUGUUAUACUGUACGACAAUAUUUUGUUACCCUGAAUGACACAUCACUACGGCCCAAAAAUAUUGAUUAAAUGUGAUUCCUUUAGCAACAACAAUAAUGCUAUGAAUGAUUAUUAGUAGCCACAAUAGUAUUUUUCAAGGACUCAGAUGGUUGAUCCAGUUCUGGAGGUGUUAUACUGUACGACAAUAUUUUGUUACCCUGAAUGACACAUCACUACGGCCCCAAAAAAUGUAUUAAAUGUGAUUCCUUUAGCAACAACAAUAAUGCUAUGAAUGAUUAUUAGUAGCCACAAUAGUAUUUUUCAAGGACUCAGAUGGUUGAUCCAGUUCUGGAGGUGCAGGUUCAUGUUGUACUUGUACAAGUUGUUCAGGGGGCUGCUCAAAAGAGUUUCCUUCAGUGGAUACUGGAGUUAAGUUCAUCACCACAUUAAUUUGUUCGAUUCUUUCACGGUGCUUUCUCUAAUUUAAUCUCACAUUUUCCCUCUUUUUCAGCAUGAGAUUGUGUCAUUGUAUGGAUCGGUAGAUGAUCAGGAUAGACAUCCUUCUUUCUUCUCUGAUAGCUAAAAAACUAAAAUGUAAUAGUUAUGACACUGGCACAGAAUAGGAUUCACAUCCAUGAAAUGUUAUUAGUAGUCUAUUAAAAGUAGGCUAUACAAUGAUAACACUUAAUCAAAGUUUAAAAGUUAAAUCAACUCCCUCUCCUUUUCUCUUUCAAACAUGUUUUGUUACUAUUUCAUUGCUAAUGUUAAUAAUAAUCACUUUACUAUAAUUUGAGCCUGUGGCAACACUUUACGUUGCAUUAAAUUGCAUUAUUACACGAUUAUUACAUAAUAGUUAAUGUUAUAAUUAUACAUUGUUACACUGUAACUGGUAAAUUUAUUUUUAAUGCAGGUACACAAAUGUAAUUCCAAGAUACCUACACAAAAUAGCUAUAUAAAAUGGCCAUCAAACUACUUCAACUCAAAUUUGUACAGUCUCGAUUUUUCAUAUAGUGACCCAAAUGUGAAGCAGCAAUAAACCAAAAUCAAUUUUUUUAUCCAUAAUCGUGUGUGUGUUUGUAAUAUUAUAUUAACUAAUAUACUCCAUCAGUUAUACCUUAACUGCAGUGCAAUAAAACAUUAACUACAGUGUAAUAGUGCAACUUAAUGUUAAGCGUUAUCCACCCAGCUUUAUAUGCUAUUGUAUCCUAUUCUGUUGCUGACAGUAGCAUGAAACAAUGAAAACAAUACCUUGCUUUUCUUCUGGCUAGUCUUUCCUCCCUAGCAACUGGAUCUGCAUCAAUCUGUUGUCUGUGCCGUGCAGCCAUCUUCUUAUUAGACAACGGCAUCUACAGUAUAAACAUAAUGUGCCUUGAAAUACCUUAAAAUGUCAUAAAUUAGUUUACAAUGUUAAUAUUCAGUAUUCAAACAUCAAGUAAAUAUCAAUUGCAUGAUUGAAUGUUGUAAACUAGUGAAAACAUGGGAUAACAAAGCUACUGUCAUUCAGCAUAACGGUGACAAUGUGGUAUAACAUGAAACUUUUGUUGUGCUGAAGAACAAAAGCGUGAUACUUAAGGAUGGAUUUCAUAAAUAAACAUAUUUAACAGGCAGUUCCUUGGCCAUCUAUAUAAAUGAAUGACAUUGACCUAUAAAGAUUAUUCUUACUUUUUAUAUUUAAUAGAGCUUUUUAUAAAAUAAUAACAUUAAAAUAUUAUUUUCUGUAUUGUACUGAAGGACAUGCAUUUUUGUUACAAUGGUUACUAGAGGGUGAAAAGGUGAAAUCAUCAAAUAUUUCAGAGAGAUUUACUCACCUCAUCACAUUGAUAGAGGGUCUUCAAUGGGUAUUCUUUGUGAUGUCACACACUGUCACAUGAUUACCAUCAUGUGAUAUGCUUAAAAAUGGCUUUUUACCUUUGUUAUACUGAAUGACUUUGAUGAAACUCAAAAUAUAUUAUAUUUUUUAGAUACAGUAUGUCGCCCAUUAUUCUAUAUAUUCUUGCUAACACUAACACAAUUAUGCCAUGGGUGUUCAUUUAUAUUUUUAGGAUGAAUUUUUACAUUUUAAAAACACUUUUGUCAUUCAAAUUUUACCUGGACAGUUACACAGAAGGACAUUUUGACAGUUUAGAGCUCAAUACCUCUCUUAAUUUAAUAGUUUGCAACACAAAUAUUUCUGGGUGAAAAGAAGGGUAAGAGUUGAGUGAUUUAAUAUUAUAUUCAUACAUAUUUAUGUUUUUCUGUUAAAUUAAUGGCCUUCGGACACCAAAUUUACACGUCUUUGACCCAGUACAUGUUAAGGCCCUUUGACUCCAAGAGUACUAGACUGUGACUGGGUUGCAACCGGUAGUUGACUGAAAUUGAAAUCUGGAUGGACCACAAUUUUUACCUUUUUUAUUUGUUACGUAUAAGCCGUGCUUCUACAUCUGCAUUGCUUGCUGUUUGGGGUUUUAGGCUGGGUUUCUGUAUAGCACUUUGUGACAUCGGCUGAUGUAAAAAGCGCUUUAUAAAUAAAUGUGAUUGAUUGACGUACAGUAGUUGCUUAAUCUAUGUAGUUGCUUUAUCUAUAUAGUUGCUAAAAUAUUUAACAUACUCUUUAACAUCUCUUCUUAUUGUAUUAUGAGAAAUUCUGUACAACACAAGACAUUAUCUAAUUCUGCCCCUGACCCACAUCCUACCUUUAUGUAACAUGUUUAAGCUCAUUGUAUUGUUGUAUAUGAAUAAGGUAAACAUUUAGAAAGAUCAACAUUGUUUUGGUUUUAGGCUGGGAUCUGCAGAUAGUCAUGGUUGUUUAUAGUUCAAUAUUUUUGGUUACUUAUGCAAAAUCAAUUCACAAUGAAUUGGCCAGAUUGCAAUGCAAUUGUGCCAUAACUUCAGCAAUUACAAAGUAACAUACAGGAUAUUAAUGUAAAACAAACAAAUAUGUUGCACAGCAUACUGCUUUCCUGCUGUUUAAGCUGUUACCAAACGAAUAAAGACUUUUAAAUUA